AUGCGAGGGCUAGUUCAUGGCGUAAAUGGAGGAUUACUGUCCAUGGUGGCUAUUAUCAUGGGCGUCGGCACCAUGGUCACCGAUCGGAUGUCGGUCAUGAAUGCCAGCUUAUCAAGCUUCGUCGGAGGAGCUCUGGCGCUGGCUAUCAGGGAACUCCUGAAGGCCUACUCGAACAGAGUCACAAUGAUGGCUCUGCGCGAGAUCCACCUACCUAGAGACAAGGAAGAGUUGGUCGAUCUCAGUGGAGCUCGACGGCCUCCGGCUCCAGCAACUGACGGGUUGCCACGCCCUUGGCUAGUAGCAACUCUGCAGGGAUUGGAGCUGCCAACGGGACGUGUGGAGAAGUCCUCUGUCGUCCAUUCCUGCAUCCGAGUCGUUGGAUUCGGCUUGCUCUUGAUGGCAUUCAGCUUCGCAAUUGAUUGGUUCGACAAUCGGGUUGGGAGCUACUGA
This is a messenger RNA of Punica granatum (pomegranate), 450 nucleotides long. The record is from RefSeq and is a predicted model, not a curated record. NCBI's taxonomy places the organism in Eukaryota, Viridiplantae, Streptophyta, Magnoliopsida, Myrtales, Lythraceae.